Molecule: messenger RNA, 2225 nt
Organism: Tarenaya hassleriana
Lineage: Eukaryota; Viridiplantae; Streptophyta; Magnoliopsida; Brassicales; Cleomaceae
Product: mitogen-activated protein kinase 16-like
Exons: 11
Coding region: 471-1985 (504 amino acids)
Biological process (GO): intracellular signal transduction; protein phosphorylation
Cellular component (GO): nucleus; cytoplasm
Molecular function (GO): MAP kinase activity; ATP binding
Source: RefSeq, a predicted model, not a curated record
UGUUUCUCCUUUGCUGUGAGAGAUCCAAAAAGAAAAUCGUAAGCAUUAGCAUUUUGGUUUCUGUGUUCAGAAACAUUAGCUUUUUCCAAUAACUCUCUAGAGAGACCAAGCAGUUAUUGAUCAUCUGAAGAAGGAAAAAGAUCGAUCUUUUUUUCCUAUGGGAAUAGAAAAAAAAAAUCCAUUCAAAGAUACCCAUCAAGGGUUUUUCUCAGAUUCGCCCCUCUUCUGAUCCCUGGUUUCAGCUAAAAAUAAUCUCAGUUAGGUCCUUACGGGUUCAAGAGCAACCCGAGUUGUUUCAAUCCCCGUAAUGUCCAGUUCCCUGGAUUUUGGAGCAAGGGAUUUCGAAAAGCUCUGGUUUUGAUUCCCGCAUUGCUCUGCUUGCUUGAUCUCGUUUGCUUGGAGUCUCUGAUUUUGCCUCAUACUCAUCUCGGUUUCUCGCUUCAACACUUUUGGAUGCUCUGUACCUGAAGAUGCAGCCUGAUCAGCGCAAAAAGUCAUCAGUUGAUGUAGAUUUCUUCACAGAGUAUGGUGAGGGAAGUAGGUACAGAAUAGAGGAAGUGAUAGGUAAAGGAAGCUAUGGUGUUGUCUGCUCUGCCUAUGAUACACACACCGCAGAGAAAGUGGCGAUCAAGAAAAUCAACGACAUAUUUGAGCAUGUCUCUGAUGCAACCCGCAUUCUUCGUGAGAUCAAACUUCUCAGACUCCUCCGCCAUCCCGACAUUGUAGAGAUCAAACACAUCUUGUUGCCGCCUUCAAGACGGGAGUUUAAAGACAUUUAUGUGGUUUUUGAGCUCAUGGAGUCAGAUUUGCAUCAGGUUAUUAAGGCAAACGAUGAUUUGACCCCUGAACAUUACCAGUUUUUUCUCUAUCAACUUCUCCGAGGACUCAAGUAUAUACACACAGCAAAUGUCUUCCACCGGGAUAUGAAACCCAAAAACAUAUUGGCUAAUGCCGACUGCAAACUCAAGAUCUGUGAUUUUGGGCUCGCAAGAGUCGCUUUCAGCGAUACCCCAACCGCGAUAUUUUGGACAGAUUAUGUAGCAACUCGAUGGUACCGGGCUCCGGAACUGUGUGGAUCAUUUUUCUCAAAGUAUACUCCGGCGAUAGAUAUAUGGAGCAUUGGGUGCAUAUUUGCAGAACUCUUGACAGGAAAGCCUCUUUUCCCCGGUAAAAACGUGGUUCAUCAGUUGGAUCUGAUGACUGAACUGUUAGGAACGCCAUCUGUAGAAGCCAUUGCAAGGGUACGCAAUGAGAAAGCUCGUCGAUACUUGAGCAGCAUGAGGAAGAAGAAACCUGUUCCUUUUUCCCAUAAAUUCCCGAAUGCUGAUCCCCUCGCUCUUCGUCUUCUUGAAAGAAUGUUGGCAUUUGAACCCAAGGACCGACCCACAGCGGAGGAGGCGCUUGCAGAUCCGUACUUCAAGGGUUUGGCCAAAGUCGAAAGAGAGCCGUCUGCUCAACCUGUCACAAAGAUGGAAUUUGAGUUUGAGAGGCGGAGAAUCACAAAGGAAGACGUGCGAGAGCUUAUAUACAGAGAAAUUCUUGAGUACCAUCCCAAGAUGCUGAAAGAACACUUGGAAGGGUCAGAACCAACUGGCUUUAUGUACCCGAGUGCCGUAGAUCAUUUCAAGAAACAGUUUGCUUUCCUUGAGGAGCACUACAAGAAUGGAACUUGCGGUGCUCCACCCGAGAGGCAGCACGCUUCGUUACCUAGGGCAUCUGUUUUGUACUCUGAUAAGAGUCAGAAUUCCACCCAAGUAACUGACAGCAUUUCCAAAUGCAGUAUCAGAGAAAUUGAGAGGAAUAAUACUGCGACGAGGAUUCCUAUUCAAGGUGCAGCGAAGCCUGGGAAAGCGGUUGGAUCAUCAGUAUUAUUACGCUACAACAAGUGUGGUGCUGCAGCCACUGGCUCUGAAGCUAUGGAGCAGCAGAGGCGGUCCUCUGUCAGAAACCACCCGCCGGCUCAGUACGCCACUUGGAAAAAAUGAAUGCUUCAGUGUAUGGCAACCUGCUCUUAAAAGCUACUUUCUGGGCCGCGAAUAUUAAGCUUCAUCAUAUUGGGCCAUUACGUGGGCCUGAUGUAGGGCCCAUUAGCCGAAUCAUAUGGGAGCUGUUUCACCCUCCAGAGGGCGUGGACUUUGCCUUAACGCUUCCCUCGCGUGGAAGUUACUUCAUCUAAUUAUAGCUAUUAGUAUCUUUUUUCAAUUUGAAGGAUCUAUAUUAUCGUA